UCCACUACCACUCAAAGCUUGGAGCCUAUUGCUGCACACGUUCAGUUUAGUCCCACUUCGAUACUUACAUUAAACGCCAUGAGCUCAGGCACGAAUAGUACGUCGCCCUCGACCUUUGUCGAUAGCGACACACUACGCACCCGUUUUGCGGCAGCCAUGUCAUCCAUGUAUCGAACCGAAGUGCCGCUUUAUGGAAAUUUGAUCGAUAUUGUACGUGAAGUGAACAGUCGAGUCUUGCAUAGAAUUGAUCCAAAUGAUCGAAAUGAUGUGUCUCCUGGUGACAUAUACGACCUGGAUGCGAUGCGCAUCAGUUCCGACCGACUAACGCUGGAACGACACGGAGCCAUUCGCCUGGGCACCCCGUUCGAGCUACGGACUAUCAAAAGGAUCUUCGCCAUACUGGGUAUGCAUCCAGUUGGAUACUACGACCUGUCAAUUGCCGGUCUUCCUAUGCAUGCAACCUGCUUUCGCCCGACAGACGUCACUAGUCUCGAGCGCAACCCCUUCCGCGUCUUUACAACCCUGCUUCGACCUGAGCUUCUGGCCAGCCACGAGGCCCGCGAAUUAUCCCUCUCCCUUCUUGGCCAAAGAAAGAUCUUCAGCCACGGGCUAUUCGAUAUUCUUGACGUAGCAGAGUCACAGGGUGGACGGCUAAAUGCCCGUCAAGCCGAGACUUUCAUCCCAGAAGCCCUAGCUACCUUCGGAUGGCAGUCCAUAGCCGCUGCAACUCUCGAUCAGUACGAGAUCCUCAAGGCCGAACACCCCAUUCUAGCCGACAUUGUAUGCUUUCAAAAUGCUCACAUAAACCAUCUAACCCCACGCACUCUGGACAUCACUGCCGUUCAGUCGGCCAUGAAAGCAGCUGGCAUGGCUGCUAAGUCUCAGAUCGAAGGGCCUCCGCCUCGAAAGUGUCCCAUUCUUCUACGCCAGACAAGCUUUCUGGCACUCGAAGAGCCCGUCCAGCUCUGGCAGUCAAAACUUCCGGGCACUGGGAGUGAUCUCAACGGUGAUCUACAGAUGUUCGACCCUAAAGCUACCCUCAUUCAGGGAAGCCACAAGGCACGAUUCGGUGAGAUCGAGCAGCGAGGAGCAGCGGUGACGCCGAAGGGGCGAGACUUGUACGACAAGCUCCUACAGCAAAGUCGCAAUGUCAGUGUCGGUUUGAGUCCCGAGGAAGCAGACGCGCGGACCAUUGAAGUCUUCCAGAAAUACCCGGAUAGCUGGAAAGACCUGCGGCAACAGGGACUCAUCUACUGCCAGUUCCGGUGCAUCAAGCCGAUACACACCACCCCGGCUAUUGACAAAGAAGAGGGCUUGAUUCUGGAUCAAUUGAUUUCAAGAGGAGUGGUGGAGGCUGUACCAAUUACAUAUGAAGACUUUUUGCCCCUUUCAGCGGCGGGGAUCUUCCAGUCAAAUCUACAGACUAAUACCCAUUCCCCGGGUGCAUCUGUUGGCCCCAUGUACUCAUUAUCGGACCAGAAAGGUCUUGGACAGGCGCUGGAGGGAACAGUCCUGAAUCUGGAUGAUUGGUACGCUGAUGUUCAGCGCCAGAGCUUGGAAAGGGUAGCAAAAGCACUAGGCUUUGCUUUGGAGGAUCUCAUGGAUGCUUAGGAAAUGUCUGCGUGGGCUUCACCCCUGUUCUGUUGUUUCAACAUAUGGAAACGGUCCAUUUUCUAAUCUUCCUUUUGCUUAUUUCGAUGCUUGAACGUUUGUGUUACCUUCUCUCAGCUGCCUUUUAUCACUCGGAACUAAG
Messenger RNA from Aspergillus steynii IBT 23096, 1753 nucleotides. RefSeq names its product DUF1338 domain protein. Lineage: Eukaryota; Fungi; Ascomycota; Eurotiomycetes; Eurotiales; Aspergillaceae. Gene Ontology annotation, molecular function: oxidoreductase activity. The transcript has a single exon. The coding region runs from base 301 to 1611 and encodes 436 amino acids. The record is from RefSeq and is a predicted model, not a curated record.